Molecule: messenger RNA, 2763 nt
Organism: Exaiptasia diaphana
Lineage: Eukaryota; Metazoa; Cnidaria; Anthozoa; Actiniaria; Aiptasiidae
Product: atlastin-2
Exons: 12
Coding region: 49-1683 (544 amino acids)
Biological process (GO): protein homooligomerization; endoplasmic reticulum organization
Molecular function (GO): GTP binding; GTPase activity
Source: RefSeq, a predicted model, not a curated record
UUAGAAAAUUUACGUAUUUCAUUCGGUUUGWAAGAAUUUAAAUCAGAAAUGGAAGUCCGUAACCGAAAAUCAGGCAGUGCAGAAAAUGUGGAUAAUGAUGGCGAUUUGAAUGAAAAAUUGCUCGGCAAUCGGCCGAUUCCGAUUGUUGUUGCAACGGAAGAGCACUCUUUUGAACUGGACGAAGAAGCUUUGGCUAAAGUGUUGCUAGACGACAGCAUCAAAGACAAGAAAGUUGCCGUGAUUUCUGUAGCUGGUGCUUUUAGAAAAGGAAAAUCUUUYCUGUUGGAUUUUUUUCUUCGUUAUUUGGAUCGCAAGGAUACCCAUGAUGACUGGCUUGGUUCUCCUAAUGAAGCCUUAGAGGGUUUUUCAUGGAGAGGAGGAUCUGAGAGAGAUACAACUGGUAUCUUAUUAUGGAGUAAGCCAUACUUGUGUAAAAGACCUAAUGGAGAUGAGGUUGUAGUACUAUUAAUGGACACCCAAGGUGCCUUUGACAGUACAUCYACUGUUAAAGACUGCGCUACCAUCUUUGCCCUUAGUACCAUGACUUGUUCCACACAGGUAUAUAAUCUUUCACAAAACAUYCAAGAAGAUGAUCUUCAACAUUUACAGUUGUUUACUGAAUAUGGGAAGCUGGCCAUGGAGAACAAUGACGUAAAGCCAUUCCAGCGACUGAUGUUUUUAGUAAGAGAUUGGAGUUUCCCCUAUGAGGCAGAAUAUGGCAGUGAUGGUGGCRAGCAGAUCCUGGAAAGAAGACUAAAGAUAUCAGAGAAGCAGCAYCCUGAACUACAGCAAGUCAGGAGGCAUGUGAAGGAAUGUUUUGACAGGAUUGGCUGUUACCUGAUGCCACAUCCUGGACUUAAGGUGGCAACAAAUCCUUCAUUUCAAGGGCAUUUAGUAGACAUUGAUUCUGAAUUCAAAGAACAACUAAAGGAACUGAUACCACGUCUAUUGGCACCAGAGAAUCUUGUGAUAAAGGGAAUCAAUGGAGAAGAAGUAACAUGUAGAGGAUUGAUGGAAUACUUCAAGGCGUAUAUGAAAAUAUUCCAAGGGGAUGAAUUACCACAACCCAAGUCUAUGUUACUGGCUACAGCAGAAGCUAAUAACCUGGCUGCCUUGGCCACGUCCAAAGACUUAUACAUUAAAGAGAUGGAUAACAUUUGCGGCGGAGACACGCCUUAUCUCGCACCUAAMGAACUGGAACGCAGGCACAACAGUACGCGGGAAAGCGUCCUUGAGCUUUUUCACAAAACACGCAAAAUGGGCGGCGAGUUUUUCAGCGAGGAAUACGCYACAAAACUUCUCCAUGAGAUCGACGGAGCAUUUGAGAACUAUGUCAAACUGAAUGACAGUAAAAACAUUUUCAACGCCGGUAGAACACCGRCUGUGCUWCUCUCGGUGAUCAUUAUCUCGUACGUGUUCUCAAGUCUGUUUAAUUCUGUUGGUUUGAUGUCGUUUGUACGGAUGUGCAAUCUCACGCUUUGGGUGGCUGUUAUUAUGCUCAUUGUAUGGUUUUAUAUACGAUUUACUGGCGAGUUUAGAGAGUUUGGUGCCAAGAUUGAUCAUUUAGGUGAAGUGGUCUGGGACGAGGUGUUCAUACCGCUGUACGAAGCAGUGCUGCAUCGCGGCGCACAGGCAGUAGCUUCGACAACUGCAAACCAGCUCUCGUCCAAGAAGACGAAAUAAUUGAGUUGAUUAUAUUCAAUUCAUAUUCUCACUGCCUGUCUGGAACAAGCCCCGUUACUAAAAAUUCAUUUUGAUAAUAAAUUUUGAUUUGAAAUAAUAUARCAAUGUAUCAAGGUCUUCUGUUGCUAUUAAGCGUAGAGAGACCCGAUAUGACGUAGCUCUUGAAAUUAGCCUAGCUCUCAAGCUCAUCCCUGCACUACCGUGAGAAUAUGGAUGAAUUCUUCAUUGAUUGAAUAUCUGACCACUAUAGUAGUUAAGAAUCUACUGAGAAACACUGUUAUGAUAGAAAAAAUAUCGGCAAACCCAUUCGAGUUCCAAAAUUGCAUUUAUCGUUAUAAGUAAGAGGACGGUAAAAAAAAAAAAACAUUGUAUGAGUUGAGAAAUGGAUGUCAGAAAACCAUUCAAGUGCUUGGGAAACCAUUUAAGUGCUUGGGAAACCAUUCAAGUGCUUGGGAAACCAUUUAAGUGCUUGGGAAACCAUUCAAGUGCUUGGGAAACCAUUUAAGUGCUUGGGAAACCAUUCAAGUGCUUGGGAAACCAUUUAAGUGCUUGGGAAACCAUUCAAGUGCUUGGGAAACCAUUUAAGUGCUUGGGAAACCAUUCAAGUGCUUGGGAAACCAUUUAAGUGCUUGGGAAACCAUUUAUGUGCUUGGUAAGCCAGGCAGAUGCCAGGCAAAUCCGGUUCUAUUUAUGCUCCGAUAAGUUGCGUGAUAGUUUAAGUAAGUUGUGCCAAGAACUUAGAAUGCAUCGCAUCGAAGUAUAAUUUUGCUGGUUUAAUAUUUUGAUCGCUUUGUAAAUAGAGAUAUUACAGUGUAGAUUAUUUAUACCACAAAUUAUUGACUUUACAAAAUUGUUUCGAAAUUCAAAUGAUAUUUGUACUUUACUAUAGAUUGUAGAAUAUCAAAAAUAAACAACAUGAACAGAAAUAGUUUUGAUGGAUUUAUUCUCAACGGAUCGGUAUUUUCUUUAACCAAUGCUGUCAGAAAUAUCGUUGGCGCGCGCAUGAAAAGCAGGUGUUCUUGGACAGCAUUUCGAUGAAAAUACUUUUUACAUUUUCGUACACGCAACUGCGAAUAUUUU